UGUUGCAUCCGUGUGACUAUUAUCGUCUUCUUGGGCAAUGGAAAUUAAUCUUAGUAGAUGCAAAAAAUGUCACCGGGGUUUUACAUGUCAGGAUCAUCCCCAGCUUUGAUUAAGGAAUUGCACCCUAUUGUUGGUACCGAAAAUGCAGGUCCAUCCUGCAACCUGAUAUCAUGAAUGUGAUGAUUUGGUAAUAGCGUAGUUAUUUACAAGGCAAUUGCUUGCAGUUAUUGGUGAACAGCAAAUCUGGUUGAGUUUCAGAAAUGCUACAAGGAUCCGGUAUCUUGGGUCAUGACAGGCCCCUGGUCAUCAGGGUUUCAUUCAGCACCUGCGUUGUUGGCACUGUGGGCCUACCACUGCUUGGGCUAAUAACUUGUGUUUUCAUAUCCUCUGUUUUUCAUUAUGAGGACUCUACUGGUACACAUUGCCAGGUUCCUAAUUACCUGCCAUCCAUCAGUGCCUCAAUAAGCCUGAGUCCUGAAUGCCACAUAUGGCGGUUCUGUAUUGGACUGCACUCAGCACCAAGGCUGCUGGUGGCAUUUACCUACUUCAAAUUCUACAAGACACGUUUUGCCUCUAAGUUCCCUGAGAGUUUGCUCAGUUGCCUCAAUCUGGCCUUUUCCCUUCUCGAAAAUCUCGGCCUCUUGCUCCUCACAUACGUGUCAUCUAGUGAAACAUACUUUGUACAUAAAGAAGGUUUUGUCCUCUUCCUUGUCAGUUCCACUAUCCACAUGUUGAUAACCUGCCGUUUAUGGAAGACCAUUAAGAAGUAUUCAUUAAGUCCUGAGGAUGCAAAGUCUCACUAUUGGAAAGUGCGCUUCUUACUUCUCAACUUAUCCUUCUGUGCUUUUGCCGGAUUCUUUUUUUGGAAACACAACGUGUUCUGUGAAUCAGGGAGUUACACAUUAUUCGCCCUGUUUGAGUAUCUAGUGGUCUUCUCCAAUAUGGCCUUCCAUCUCACAGCAGUUUGGGACUUUAAGAGCCGGGAGGUCAUGGUCAUAUCAUCCUCAGAAGAUAAAGACUUCUGAAGAAACUCAAGGACUGAGUGCAACCACACAACCACCUGAUGUGAACAGCCUUAAUCCUGCCCCAGGGGAAGAGUGGGAUGAAGGCCUUUUCCAUAUAUUUCCAUUAUGUACUUUUGUCAAUUGAGUGAACUAUAAGUGAAUUUUCUGCCUCAGUCUCUCAUCAUUCGAUGCCUUGACUCACAUGCAGUGACAAAUACAGUACACUAUUCCAUGUUAUGUGACAUUUGAAUAUUUGUACACUGCAAAUACAAAGUUGUCAUACUGUACAUGUGUUGAAAUUAAGUGACAGUCCUUCAAGUACGUUUGGCCUUCUAUUUGAAAUACAAAAAAGGGGUAAAUAUCUAUUA
Trematomus bernacchii (emerald rockcod) is the source of this 1372-nucleotide messenger RNA. Its product is annotated as post-GPI attachment to proteins factor 2-like. Gene Ontology annotation, biological process: GPI anchor biosynthetic process. Lineage: Eukaryota; Metazoa; Chordata; Actinopteri; Perciformes; Nototheniidae. The transcript has 6 exons. Gene Ontology annotation, cellular component: Golgi membrane; endoplasmic reticulum membrane. The coding region runs from base 261 to 1025 and encodes 254 amino acids. The record is from RefSeq and is a predicted model, not a curated record.